Eremothecium gossypii ATCC 10895 is the source of this 1866-nucleotide messenger RNA. Its product is annotated as AEL092Wp. Gene Ontology annotation, cellular component: cytoplasm. Lineage: Eukaryota; Fungi; Ascomycota; Saccharomycetes; Saccharomycetales; Saccharomycetaceae. Gene Ontology annotation, biological process: regulation of GTPase activity. Gene Ontology annotation, molecular function: guanyl-nucleotide exchange factor activity. The transcript has a single exon. The record is from RefSeq and is marked provisional. Bases 1 to 1866 code for a protein of 621 amino acids.
AUGAUGGACCAUAAUUCGGAUAUCGAUAGGACCCGCCGAGAGGUACUUCAAGAGUUAAUUCACACCGAAGGUGACUAUGUCUCAAUGUUUGGGUUAUUCCGUGAGAGCUAUCUCAAAGUUUUGGCACGGGAAGAGGAGCAUGUUGUAUUUAGAAGCAUGGAAGGGGUAGUGAAGGAGUUGGUUAGGUGGCACCGGCGCAUGGAAUUUGACCUACAGCGUAUUAUGAGGGAACACGACCCAAACAGUGUUGAGACGGCGCUUCGGGUCAGCAAACUUGUCGUCGCAUAUAUGGCUAGAUUAGAGGCGCUUUACCGCAGCUAUAUUUACCAUUUCCGCGCUUCCACCCGUCUAUUUGCGGAAGAAGCAUAUUAUGGCAAAGUCAUGAGUGAGUUGAUGGGCCGUCUCGACCACGGGGUACGGACAUACCAGCGCACGCAAUUUAGUGGUUUAGAAAAACGGCAUCUUUGGCAGAAAGACACUUCAUAUGACUGUCUCAGCCACCUACCGAUUAGCCGUUUGACCAACUAUAAGCUAUUUUUAGAGGUCAUUGGCAAAAAUGUAACGUCGCCUGUAGACAAACGCAGGAUUGCAGGGUACACGCGCAAGGCUUCCGAAAUUAUACACCAAAUCAAUAGCGACAACAGCACUAUGGACCCGGUCAAUGCCGUUAUCCAGAGACGGCUUCGGUUUCCGACCGUUGAGUAUGCUCCAGUGAGCGCUUUUGGACAAUGUCUAUUGGCUGGCUGUCUUAAUGCAAUGUGGGUUCGCCGGCGGUCUUCAUAUGGCUUUGCCGUCACUGCAGAACCUCUAGGCGCUUUUCUCUUCAAGUCUUACUUAAUACUUGCAGAUAUAUGCCAUGAUUGGUGGACAGUCAAACAUUGCGUUCCUAUGGUGCGCUGCAACAUACACGACCUUACGGACGUCAUAAGCGUCAGUGACCGAGACUCUCCCAAACUCAGGGAGGCCAUCUCCGAAGCAACCAGUGGAAGCAACACAGCGCCAGUGGAGGGCACCAUCAUUGAUACAGGAAAUAACCCUCCAAUGGCAUUGAAACUUGAAUUCUAUUUCUACGGACAGUGUUUUGAGCUAACUUUCGCUUUCAGGCAUGCGCAGGAAUACCAAGUUUGGAAGCAAUAUUUAGAAACAGUCAAGGAGCUAAAUGGGCCAUCUGUUUCCGAUUUCGAACAGCUUACCGAUAUUGGGGAGUCAACAAUGGUCCCCAGAGAUAUGGUUCCACGGACCACGGUUGCUAGUCGUUGUCCAAAGGUUAACGAGUUGCAUAAUCUAACAAAUGCACAGCGUGAUAUGCUAAAGCAUUCCCCCUCCGAUUACUAUGGGGAAAAUUCCAUUCAAAUCAAUGUCAGCUUCUCGGGCUCCCAGAGAACCCAGCAAAAGUAUCAGACGCUAUCACGCAACAAAUCAGAUUCGAAUUCAUAUUCUGCAAAGUUUGAUAGCGGAAGAAGGUUGCAUAUUGAAGCAUUGAUGUUUGACGUCUGGUCGGAUGCAUUGGUUCGCACUCCAUCUUUGGAAUAUAUUAUGACUUCGUAUAGUGACACCAUUACGAGCGUUGCAACCACCAGACCGCCGUCUUCAACCCGAUCAUCAUGGGGAAUGUUCUCCAUACGUUCUGAUAACACAAGGGCUACUUCCAUCCUAGAGCCGACAAAUAACCAAGACUUGUCGUCGCAGCAAAACAACCACAAUCACACCCAGACUUGUAAUAACUGUAGUAAUACUACUAACACCACUAAUGGUAAUAAUAAUAAGUCCGGAACAAUUGGCCGACUGGGGACAAUAAACAAACUUAGGAACUAUCUUACUGUAAAAACCUAUAACAAACAGUUCAGCGAAAAUCAGGUAGCUUAA